Sturnus vulgaris (Common starling) is the source of this 1975-nucleotide messenger RNA. It is a transcript of the gene RSRP1, whose product is annotated as arginine and serine rich protein 1. NCBI's taxonomy places the organism in Eukaryota, Metazoa, Chordata, Aves, Passeriformes, Sturnidae. The record is from RefSeq and is a predicted model, not a curated record.
UGGAAUUGUAGCAGAAAACUGCUCGAUUUGUACUGAGCUGGAAGAAAAAUUGUUAUUUUAUACUGUAGACACAAUGGGCUGUAUUUAAGCUACAGGGGAGAUAAAAUACCUUGAAAAUUCUUUUUAAGAGUGACGAGAUUUUCCUCCUUAAACCCCGGACAGACUUCCCUCCAAAAUUCCACUCACGGUUUAAACUGAAGCCUUUAUUUUUUCAAUGCAACCUUGUGUUCCGGUUUUGUGACUGACUGCAGGAGAGGGAAUUGCAGAGCGGGAAGAUGGAAUUGUUACUGGGAUAGUUACUGGAAGAUGGCUGGGGGUUUUUGGGCUGUCUAAUUCUCCCUGGCCAUGCUGCCCGCGUGUCACGAAGGGACAGUGGGAUCCGAUGGAUUUGGGUCUUUAAUUCUGGGAAUGGCUGCGCUGAGCUCUAGGGAAAGGCAUCCCAAGGAAAAGGUGCUGCAGGAGCUGAGUUUGGGGAGCAGUUCCAUCCCAGACUGUUCCCAGGGCAGGCUCUAAGCAGUUCCAGGGCGAUACUCCUUUGGGAUGAGGAGAUACGAUCCCGUUUUUACAGCAGGCACACAGGGGAUUAGGGCUGGGAUUGUUGCUGCUCAGGAAAUGCUGAACCUGCCGUGUUCACCCACAGGAACAGAGACCGGGCACUGCAGAGCAGCAGCCAAAGGCGAGGCGGGCGCUGAGAACUCGGGGAGAAGCUCAGCGGGGAGAACGGCGCACAUGACAGAUUGCAUGGACGACCUGAGCCUGGGCUCGCCCAAGCACAGAGAGUCCCCGGGCCGCUCCAGCCGCUCGUCCAGCCGCUCCUCCAGCCGCUCUUCGCGCAGCUCCAGCUCCAGCAGCUCCUCCAGCCGCUCCUCCCGCAGCUGGAGCCGCUCUCGCUCCCGCUCUCGCUCCCGUGCUCGCCGCUCCCGCCGCUGCUCCCGCUCCUAUUCCCGCUCCCGUUCACGCUCCCGCGGUUACCGGCGCUACCGCAGCCGCUACCGACCCCGGCACUACCGGCACCGCUACCACCCCCGGUACCGCUCCCGGUCCCGCUCCCGGUGCUGUUACCGCCGCUCGUUCUCGCGGAGCCGCUCCCGUUCCCGCGGCCGGCGCUACUACGGCUUCGGCAGAACCGUGUACCCCGAGGCGUACCGCGGCUGGAGGAGCCGCUCCCGCACGCGCUCCCGCAGCCGCUCACCGCUGCACCUCAGCGAGAAAGACAAGAGGGAACUCCUGGAAAUUGCAAAAGCCAAUGCUGCCAAAGCUCUGGGAACAGACAACAUCGUCCUGCCAGCCAGCCUGAGGAUCUCUGCUCCUGCCAAAGAGAUGAAAAGUGAGAAGCAGGAGCGGGAGGAGGCCCGGGAGUCAGCUGAGCAACCCGGGAGUGCAGCUGAGGACGUGACCAGGGGAGCAGUGGAGAGAGCAACAAUCCAGAGGAGCAUUUCCUUCAGCCCUAAUAACACAAUGGCCAAGCCUGCCCUGCAGAAGCCAGUGAGCCAUGCUGUGGUUAAGGACCCUGUGGUUUCUCCACCCAGGGACGAGGACAGGAAGGGAAGCCCCUAUGGGCAGUGGGUUCCUGUCAAGAAGGAGGAGAAGAAAACAUUCCUGAACUUCUCACCCAAAAACUCCCUGUUCAGGGCACGCUGAUGGGAGUCACUGUCAGCCUGCAGCACUUCACACCCCUCAGCACAGAGAUGGAGAUUUCUGAUGGGCUUGAAGAUUUGUUAAUACUGAGUAUUUAUUUUGAGGUCUUAAUUUUUGGAAUCUUAGGUUUCUCUUUCAGAUAGAGAGCACACAGAUCCAGAAGCCACAGAUGGGAAUCUUGUGUAUAUUUGUAAAUAUUUUGUAUUGCUUUAUUGGACUAGAACUUGCAGGUGGGUAACUUUUUUCUAAACCAUAGUUGAGUAGCUGUUCUUUGAACACCUGGAUUUACAUUGUGUAACUGUUUACUGAAGUGAAUAAAGUUUAGUUUUGCACUGGC